AUGAAACAACAGAUGCUGGUGAGGGAGGAGCCAGUAAACUGGGAGAAUUUCCGAACUUGCUUUUUAGAAAAAUAUUUCCCAGAUACUGUUAAGCAGGACAGGGAAGCAGAGUUCCUGGCUCUACAACAGGGAAACAUGUCGGUGCAAGAAUAUGUUAACAGAUUCGAGCAAUUGGCAAGGUAUUAUUCCCAGGCAAUUACUGAAGAGUGGAGAUACCUUAAAUCCGAGCGGGGGCUCAAACAUGAGUUAAAGAAGGUGGUCACGCCUCUGAGAGAAAUAAGGUUUCCAAUCUUGGUGGAACAAGCCAAGAGUGCAGAGUACCUAGAAAGAGGGCCGAACCCAGCAAGUCGACAUCAGAAGAAUAUCGUAGAGGCAAGACAAAUGAAGAAACCAUAUAGUCGACCCCAGACUUCUCAGGGCCCUACGUGUUACCAGUGUGGUGGGUCCCAUUUAAAGAGGAAUUGCCCUCAGAUAACCGGUGGGGUAGGAGGAUCAGGAGAUCGUCGCAAAUGCUUCAUAUGCGACAAGCCGGGUCACUUUGCCAAUAACUGCCCGGAGAAGAAGAGUAUCGGGGUGAAAAAGCCAACAACGUCCCCAGCUGAGAGAGCUAAAGCAGCAGGAAGGGUGUUCGCUAUGACCUCCACGGAGGCUACCCAGUCAGGUAACCUUAUUCUUGAGCCCUGUGUGUUAAUUGGCCAGUCAGUUUUGGUGUUGUUCGACUCUGGAGCAACACAUUCCUUCAUUUCUAAUGCUUGUGUGGGGAGACUGAAUUUGGAGAAACGUGAUUUGGGAUGUGAGUUGCUGGUGUCAACUCCUUCCUCAGGUCAGGUAGCAACCAGUUCAGUCUGCGUGGAGUGUGUGAUGGAAGUGGCAGGUCGCAGAUUCAAGGUGAACUUGGUGUGCUUGCCUCUGGAGGGACUGGACGUAAUAUUGGGAAUGGACUGGUUGUCCAAUAAUCACGUCAUAAUUGAUUGUGGACGACGCAGUUUGGUAUUCCCAAAGCAGGAAGGGUUAGAGUUGAUCUCAACUCAAGAAGCCGUGAGAGCGCUGCAAGAAGGGGCCACAUGUUUUAUGGUGAUGGCUAAACCAGAAAAGAAAAGCGCAUUGGAGAUGAUCCAGAAUAUUCCUAUUGUCAAUGAGUACGCAGAUGUAUUUCCGGAUGAAGUACCGGGACUGCCCCCAAGUCGAGACAUAGAUUUCUCUAUCGAUUUAGUUCCUGGUGCAGGUCCGGUAUCCAUGACGCCGGACAGAAUGGCACCUGCAGAAUUGACAAAACUCAAGAAGCAAAUAGAGGAUCUACUUGAGAAGAAAUUUAUUCGGCCCAGUGCGUCGCCGUGGGGAGCUCCGGUAUUACUAGUGAAGAAGAAAGAUGGGAGCUCAAGACUUUGCGUUGAUUACAGGCAGCUAAAUAAAUUAACAAUCAAGAAUAAGUAUCCGUUACCGAGGAUUGACGAUCUACUAGAUCAGUUGAAAGGGGCAGGAAUAUUCUCUAAGAUAGACCUGCGAUCUGGGUAUCAUCAGAUCUUGGUGAAGCCAGAGGAUGUACAAAAGACGGCUUUCAGGUCGAGGUAUGGCCACUACGAAUAUGUAGUGACGCCAUUCGGAGUAACGAAUGCACCAGCCAUAUUCAUGGAUUACAUGAAUAGAAUCUUUCGACCUUGGUUAGAUAAGUUUGUCGUCGUUUUCAUAGAUGACAUACUUAUUUACUUAAAGACUAGGGAAGAGCAUGUUGAUCAUUUGAGGGUAGUAUUGACGAUACUCAGGGAUCAUCAGUUGUAUGGGAAGUUGUCCAAGUGCGAGUUUUGGCUGGACGAGGUACAAUUCCUUGGGCAUGUCAUAUCAGCCAAAGGCAUUGUGGUGGAUCCGGCUAAGAUCGAGACGGUCCUUAAGUGGGAGAGGCCUAAGACGGUGACUGAGGUGAGGAGUUUCCUAGGCCUGGCAGGAUAUUACAGGAGGUUUGUGGAGGGGUUCUCAAAGAAAGUGAAUCUAUUGACACAGCUCACAAGAAAAGAUCAGCCCUUCUCUUGGACUGAAAAGUGUGAGGAGUGUUUUGAGAACAUGAAGAGGUGUCUGACUACCGCACCGGUGUUAGUGAUUCCUGAUCCGGAGAAAAUGUUUGAGGUGUAUUGUGAUGCGUCUUACCAGGGACUGGGGUGUGUGUUGAUGCAGGACAAGAGACCGGUCGCAUAUGCUUCUCGUUAG
Messenger RNA from Vigna unguiculata (cowpea), 2202 nucleotides. RefSeq lists its product as uncharacterized. Lineage: Eukaryota; Viridiplantae; Streptophyta; Magnoliopsida; Fabales; Fabaceae. The record is from RefSeq and is a predicted model, not a curated record. Gene Ontology annotation, biological process: proteolysis. Gene Ontology annotation, molecular function: aspartic-type endopeptidase activity; nucleic acid binding; zinc ion binding.